Drosophila busckii is the source of this 1325-nucleotide messenger RNA. Its product is annotated as lipid droplet-associated hydrolase. Bases 390 to 1325 code for a protein of 311 amino acids. Gene Ontology annotation, biological process: lipid storage. Gene Ontology annotation, molecular function: lipase activity. Lineage: Eukaryota; Metazoa; Arthropoda; Insecta; Diptera; Drosophilidae. The record is from RefSeq and is a predicted model, not a curated record. Gene Ontology annotation, cellular component: lipid droplet. The transcript is spliced from 2 exons.
CUUUUUGUAUAGUAUGUGGCCUAAUUUCGAAAUUGCUAUUAAAUUGAAAUUUCUCUAGUGAGCAUAUGAAAAUAGAGCGGUACUCUAAACCCAAACCGAAAUAGCUUCAUAUGUUUAUUAGCAAGUGGACAUGCUCAUUAUAUUGGCCAUUAUUACCCGGCAACUGCUGAUGUCUGAACUCUGACCUCCUAGCAAUUUUAAUAAAAAGGUUAUAAAAGCUCAAUAUAUUGCGUGAAGCGCGCAAACGAAUUUUUAAAUUGAUUUAACGGUUAACAGGCCUGACUAACGCUUUAACCAAAAACCGGUUGACGUUGACACAACAUAGUGCAGUAGGAGAAGUGGAGAAGUUAGAAGCAGUUCAUUGAUUUUCACCGUUGCCACGAAGCAAAAUGCAGGAGGCGUUUGUUAAUAUUAACAGCAUACCCACGCAUAUCAUAACAUGGGGCAAGUGGAUUGAGGAAUCCUUGGACGGUGUGCAAGAGGUUGUUAUCUGUAUAACAGGUAAUCCAGGCCUACCUGGAUUCUAUACAGAGUUCGGAGGGGCCCUGCAGCAACAAUUGGGACUUGAAGGGCGCGACUUACCCGUGUGGGUGAUAGGUCAUGCUGGACAUGAUGAUCCACCGGAGGCGAGCAUACGCGAGGUGCCACAGCUGACUGGCAACGAGGAGCUAUUUAAUCUAAACGGCCAGAUAACGCACAAGAUUGAGUUUAUCGAGAAGUACAUACCUAGCCAUGUAAAGAUACAUCUCAUUGGUCACUCCAUUGGCGCCUGGAUGAUACUGCAGCUGCUGCAGGAUGAGCAGAUACGUGAUAGAAUCAAAAAGUGUUACCUGCUCUUUCCCACCGUAGAGCGUAUGAUGGAGUCACCUAAUGGUUGGACGUUUACGAAGAUUGCCAUGCCGUUGUACUCUGUAUUUGGCUACGUGUUCUUUAAUCUGUUCAAUGCGAUGCCCAUAUGGCUGCGUAUCUUUCUCAUACAAAUCUACUUUUGGAUAUUUUCGAUACCCAAGCACUACGUGGGCACAGCCCUAAAGUACUCUCGACCAUCUGUGGCGGAGAAGGUGGUCUUUCUGGCCGACGAUGAGAUGGCACGUGUGCGCGGCUUGCAACGCGAACUAAUAGAGCAACAUUUACCGCUGCUUAAAUUCUACUAUGGUACCACAGAUGGUUGGGUGCCAGUCGCCUAUUACGAGGAGCUUAUGCGUCUAUUUCCACAGGCAGACGCGCAGCUGGACACAAAGGGCAUCGAUCACGCCUUUGUGCUACGCUCAUCCAAGCCCAUGGCUCUAAUUGUUAGCAACAUGAUACAGCAGACGACGAAUUGA